AUGCCUGAUAAAACAAAAAUCAAAGCAGUCUUCUUCGACUUCAUGGGCACCUGCCUGGAUUGGCAUUCUAGCGUUGUCAAGUCCAUGUCCGCUUUCAUCCCCGCCGAUCAAGCUUCCGACCUUGCUCUGAACUGGCGGAGGCUGUACUUUCUUGAGAAUGAGAAUCGCUUUCAACAAAAUCUUCCGUCAGAAGAUAUCGAUUUGACCCUGGCUCGCGCCUUGGAGAUUGCUCUUUCACAAGACCCUAAUCAACCCCGCCUGGAGGCCAACGAGAAAAGACAAUUGAUAGAAGCCUGGCAUUUUCAACCAGCUUGGCCGGAAGUACCUAGGGCGCUGCGAGAUCUCCGAGAUAACCUCGGUCUGGAGGUAUUUGUGCACGCCAAUGGAACAACUCGUCUCCAACUGGACCUUGCCCGCUCGUCGGGAUUGGAGUUCCAUAUGCUAUUUUCAAGCAAGCUGCUUGGAUUAUACAAACCCAGUUUGGAUGCGUAUCGGAAAGCGUUAGAAUUGGUCCAACACUGCCCGGAAGAGGUGGUUAUGGUGGCAGCGCACGCUUAUGAUCUUCGGGCGGCAAAGAAGAUCGGCAUGAGAACCAUAUACAUUCAUCGGUGGACCGAUGAUAUCGACGAGGAUAUGAACCAGGUAAAGGUGGAGUUUGAUUUCUUCUUGGAAAACAUGGAAGAACUUCCCCCGACAAUUGCCAACAUGUAA
Molecule: messenger RNA, 711 nt
Organism: Penicillium verhagenii
Lineage: Eukaryota; Fungi; Ascomycota; Eurotiomycetes; Eurotiales; Aspergillaceae
Product: haloacid dehalogenase
Exons: 1
Coding region: 1-711 (236 amino acids)
Molecular function (GO): hydrolase activity, acting on halide bonds, in C-halide compounds
Source: RefSeq, a predicted model, not a curated record